AUGGACGCAAUAACAGACUCUUACAAACAGGGCUCUCUUCGUUAUUUUUUCUUUCAUGGCAACCAUGGAGUCGUCCCUAUCCCCCAGCAGAUGACCAUCGAUGCCCACAUCGUGGUGUUCACCGGGAAAGGUCAAAUUUUGCUCGAGACCAGUAAAGGACCACAUUACCACUUCAACAGCGGGGUCUAUGAAAACAAUGAUACCUUACCAGCAAAGCCAUUGGUCGAAAAGAUUCUGAAGAAUGUAUCUGUUCCAGCCCUUGUUUUAGCUGAGGUUCCAAUCACCCAAAUGGGCAUGGACUUCCAAACAUCUGAUCCAUUUCUCUAUGUUGCCAUCCAAGUCCUUGGGAGGAGCGACCUUCCCCCCUGCACUUCUUGCGAUAGAGAAUACCUAGCCCUGAUGAUGCAGGCUUUCGUGCCCCGGGUUUUAAUUUCACUGGCUCCAGCAGCUAGCGAGUACCUCCCUGGAGAUGCCCGUAAUUUGGUCAUCGAUAUUGCCAAUGGGAUGAAACUCAUUGAAGAGGACCAUGAAUUCCGUAUGUUCAUCUCGAUGUAUCGAGGACGUUAUGUGCAAAAGCCAUUGUCGCACCAGGAAGUCGUGGAGCUUUGUCUGCUUCAUAUUCUAAAGAUGCCUUUCGAAUUGAGGUUGUCCAUUCAAAGUUCUUUGAUUCGUUAUUAA
Penicillium salamii is the source of this 678-nucleotide messenger RNA. The record is from the annotation of a GenBank genome assembly. NCBI's taxonomy places the organism in Eukaryota, Fungi, Ascomycota, Eurotiomycetes, Eurotiales, Aspergillaceae.